CCCGCGAGCAGGAGUCAGUGUUUACUGUGAUUAUGUUUGUGGACGGAUUUUACCACGACCGCGCGACGUCGCCCUUAUCACUCCCCGCUUGUGCGUCCGGUCACUUAUAACUUUUUUCUUGCGUUUUUUCGAGGAAAACAAAAACAGACUAGAAAAAUGUAACUGUGAUAUCACGUGAAUAAUAAAAAAACACCCUGUAGUAGUUUCGUAUAAGUGUGCGACGAUCGAAUUAUCCUUUCGAAGGAUAACGCGAACCGAAGUCUGCGCCGCGACGGAAAGGAUACGAUCGGUCAGCGCAAAGUGUUGUACAGACACGCAGUUGUAAUGUACUUGUUUAUUUUGUAAUAUGAGCUGUUCAGAAGUGAUGUACCAGGCGUAUUACCCUUAUUUGUACCAGAGAGCUGGAGGUGCUCCUCCGGUAUCGGCUCAUCCCGUGCCCAGAGCUGGGCCAUUCUCAUCUCCUUUUGGAGCCGCUCAUCAAUAUGAUAGGUUUAACGUUCAGCGACUGCAAGAGACACACUCUUUAGCGCAGCCAUCGACCAGCGGACCAUCGACCAGCGGAGUUAAUUUAUCAAAUGACCAUAACAUUUACCUGCACACCACGACGCACAGCUCCACAGGAUCCGUCAGUUCCACUGGUGGUUUGUCCCCUAGUAGCCCCUUGCGACCUGGAAAAGAAGAAGAUUGCAGUCUUCAGGAAGAACCAGAUUCCGAAGAUACCCCAGGUUCGAGGGCGCAAUAUGUGUCAGCAAACUGCGUGGUAUUCACACAUUACCAAGGGGAUGCUGCGUCGGUGGUCGACGAACAUUUCUCCAGGGCGCUGGACAAGACGACGCAAACGAAAGAUAUUCCCCCAAUGUCGCAACGAAAUUUCCCCCCUUCUUUCUGGAACAGUCAGCACUAUCAAGGUGCGUCUGGAUCGCACCAUUCGGAUCUAUACUCGGAUCACUACCACCCAAGCGAGGCAUGGUACCAGUACAGUACGCACCACCGAGCAGUUCACGACUACCACCACCACAACAUGGCUCAAUACAGUAGCUUACUUUUACCCGGUUCGAGGCUCCACAUGGGAUCGCAUGCACAAUGUAAAGCGAUGGAAUGGCAGCAUCCAUCACUCGACACACCGUACUCUUCUUAUCCUACAAUGUCAG
This is a messenger RNA of Agrilus planipennis (emerald ash borer), 1151 nucleotides long. It is a transcript of the gene vg, whose product is annotated as protein vestigial. The record is from RefSeq and is a predicted model, not a curated record. The annotation marks the transcript as partial. NCBI's taxonomy places the organism in Eukaryota, Metazoa, Arthropoda, Insecta, Coleoptera, Buprestidae. Gene Ontology annotation, cellular component: nucleus. The transcript has 5 exons. Gene Ontology annotation, biological process: regulation of transcription by RNA polymerase II.